Messenger RNA from Nannizzia gypsea CBS 118893, 1656 nucleotides. Its product is annotated as MFS transporter. Lineage: Eukaryota; Fungi; Ascomycota; Eurotiomycetes; Onygenales; Arthrodermataceae. Gene Ontology annotation, biological process: transmembrane transport. The record is from RefSeq and is a predicted model, not a curated record. Bases 1 to 1656 code for a protein of 551 amino acids. Gene Ontology annotation, molecular function: transmembrane transporter activity. The transcript has 2 exons.
AUGGCUUUCAACCCGGAUACGACAGCCCCAAAGGGUCCUGACAGUGCUGAAAAGCAAGCAAGCAGUUGUUCGGAUACUCACCAAGCGAACGAGAGUGGUAGCCCACGAGAUAUCCACGGCGCUUUAUGGCUGCUUGUGGUCCUCGGCAUCUUUAGCUCCACCUUCCUCUUCGGACUUGAUAAUACCAUCGUCGCUAAUAUCCAGCCCGCUAUCGUCAAGUCUUUGGACGGUGUUGAGAAACUAGCCUGGUCGGGCGUGGCCUUUAUCAUGGCCUCUAGUGCCACGGUACUUACCUGGCUGCAAAUCUUCAACCAGUUCAAUAUCAAGUGGAUGUACAUCUUCUCUAUCACCGUAUUCUUGGCUGGUUCUGCUGUUUGUGGAGCUGCCCAGACGAUGGAUAUCCUGAUUGGUGGGCGAGUCAUCUGUGGUAUCGGCGGUGUCGGCCAGUACGUGGGAGUGAUGAACUUUCUCCCUCGUCUGACCUCCUUACAAGAACGGCCAAUAUACGUUAGCGCAAUUGGUCUUACCUGGGGUGCAGGUACCGUGUUGGGUCCAAUCAUUGGUGGAGCCUUUACCGAUAGCUCAGCUGGAUGGAGAUGGUCCUUUUAUAUCAACCUAGUUGUUGGUGGUCUUUGUAUGCCUGUCUAUUUAUUCCUUCUCCCCUCUCUUCAGCCUCAGCCUGGUUCUGAAAUUUCCGUCAUGGAUAAGCUGAAGAAAUUGGAUAUCGUUGGAUCAUUGAUCCUUGUAGGGGCAUUUGUGGCAGGUGUCAUUGGCCUCAACUUCGCUGGAGCACUAUACCCCUGGAAUGUACCCGGUAUCAUCACUGCGCUCGUUCUAGGGGCUGUCGGCUUUAUUGUGUUUGGGAUACAGCAGAGUUAUUGUAUCUUCACCACUGAAGAAACGCGCCUCUUCCCUGUGGAGCUGGUAUCGUGGCGUAAACCACUACUCAGCCUACUUUUUCUAUGUGGCUGCUGUACCAGUGUCUGCGUGACAGUUCCGGCAUAUAUUAUUCCGCUAUACUUCCAAUUCACGGCGGGGGAUAAAUCACUGGAGUCUGGGGUUCGGUUACUGCCAUUUGUCUGCCUUCUUGUGUUUAGCUGUGUUGGAGGCGGAAUCCUUGCUUCCCGCACUGGAUACUACCUCCCCUGGUAUCUUGCCGGGGGCGCGCUUUGCCUUGUUGGGUCAGCACUGAUGUACACAGUAAACUCUGGAACAAGCCCAGGAGCUAUAUACGGGUUCAGUGCCCUUAUUGGCCUAGGCUCGGGAAUGUAUCUUCAGCUUGGUCAUUCCAUAGCUCAGGCUAAGGUGAGCCUCGAUAAGAUACCGGCCGCCAUUGCCUUUACGACAACGGCCCAGCUAAAUGGGAUGACUAUUGCGUUGGUUAUUGCUCAAUGUGUAUUUGUUAAUAUGGCUGCUACGGGAAUCGCGAAGGUACUCCCACAUGAGUCCCAUUCUACUAUCAUCGAUGCUAUCACUGGAACUGGUUCAACAUUUGUACACGAUUUGGACCCAUAUACAAAGGCUGCAGUUUUGGCUGCAAUUGUAUCCGCAAUUGAUAAAACUUACAUAUUGUGUAUAGUUGCCGGGACUGCUACAGUCCUAGCAGCCUUUGGCAUGAAGUGGGAAAAGCUGUUCAUCUCUACGGUGGCUGCUUGA